AUGCGUCACUCCGUCUUCUCUUCAUUUUCCAUGAUCUUUCCUAUAGUUCUAACUUCUAUUCUUUCACUUGUUCAUUCAUUGACCUUAAAAUCAGAUAUUGAAGCUCUUCAAUCCCUGAAAAGUUCCGAUUUCUCAGCGGAUCCAUGUGAAAGUACAGGUGCAAAUUUUCUUGGAAUUUUAUGUUCCAUCCCUUCGGGCAAUUCAACAAGCCGAAUAGUAUCAAUUGAACUUGAUAGAGCAGGAUAUGAUGGUUUUCUAACACACAAUAUAGGAAACCUUACUGAGCUUACCUCCCUUGACCUAAGCAGAAACCGUUUUAGAGGGCCAUUACCUAAGACAUUAAAAAAUCUCAAGAAGCUAAUCCGAAUUUCUUUUUCAGGCAAUUUUUUCACUGGCAGCAUCUCAGGAUGGAUCCAUGGAUUGAACAAGGUUGAAAGAAUAGACCUCUCGAGAAACCUCCUCUCAGGUCAGAUCCCUGCCAGGAUUUCUGAACUACGAAGAUUGACUCACUUAAGCCUGUCAAAUAAUGAAUUUUCCAGAAGAAUUCCUGACAUUAAAGGAUUAUGGCAGCUCCAGACAUUAGAGCUUGGCUCCAAUAAGUUAAGCGGAAGCUUCCCAAAGCUUCCUACAAGGUUGAGAACUUUGACUUUGUCUCACAACCGGCUUUCGGGACAUAUUACAUCAUUAGAGAAUCUUGAAUAG
Durio zibethinus is the source of this 702-nucleotide messenger RNA. NCBI's taxonomy places the organism in Eukaryota, Viridiplantae, Streptophyta, Magnoliopsida, Malvales, Malvaceae. The record is from RefSeq and is a predicted model, not a curated record.